This is a messenger RNA of Cuscuta epithymum, 366 nucleotides long. Lineage: Eukaryota; Viridiplantae; Streptophyta; Magnoliopsida; Solanales; Convolvulaceae. The record is from the annotation of a GenBank genome assembly.
CAAAAAAUGGGGAGGCGGCGGGUCCGAGCUCUUAGACCCCGCUCGUCAUGCGUGUGGUGCUGCUGCUAAAAAAGAAUAAUUUUGGCUUUUAUUUUAUUGUUGUUUUGCAUUUUAAUUUCCACGUUGAGACUGUUGUUUUUUGUUUUUAUUUUAUUUGGUUCUGUAAGACUUUUGCAUCAGGAUUGGGUGAUGAGAGUUCUGCGGUAACCGUCAAUAGCUCAAUUAUGCCCAUUUUAAGAUCAGCUAGUUAUAUUGUUUUGUCAAAUGUGAUUAACUCAGAGUCUGACCCAAGAACGCAUAGUUAUUUGUGGUGCUUUUGUUAUUUUAGCCCCUUUCUAAAUGCUGUGAUUUUAAUCUAAGUCCCCU